Cyclopterus lumpus (lumpfish) is the source of this 4241-nucleotide messenger RNA. RefSeq names its product histone deacetylase 5 (gene hdac5). Lineage: Eukaryota; Metazoa; Chordata; Actinopteri; Perciformes; Cyclopteridae. Gene Ontology annotation, biological process: chromatin organization; negative regulation of transcription by RNA polymerase II. The record is from RefSeq and is a predicted model, not a curated record. Gene Ontology annotation, molecular function: histone deacetylase activity. Gene Ontology annotation, cellular component: histone deacetylase complex.
AUGCUGUUGCAUCCCACGGUGUCAGGAUUGUGCGCCAUGUUGCAGACCAUCUAUGAGACGGAGUCCUGUUUUUCCUCUGCCAGCGCAGACAGCCACCACCAGCCUCUGGAGCUCCUGAGUGGCAACAAGGGCUCCGGCACUGCCAUGCCCACUGCCGUGGUGGAGGUGAAGAGCAGCCUCCCAUCGGGCAUGCAGAGCCCAGUAGGAACAGUGAGUGAGCAGAGAGGAGGCGGAGAAGGAGGAGGGGGUCCAGGAGAAGGCCCAGGAGGAGGCGGGGGAGGUGGCCCAGUGGAUCUGCGGACCGAGUCUCGGGUGGGGUCUCUGUCUGGGGGCGCGGCGGCGGUGGACACGGCCAUAAGGGAGCAGCAGCUCCAGCAGGAACUCGUCCUCCUCAAGCAGCAGCAGGAGCUCCAGAAGCAGCUGCUGUUCGCCGAGUUCCAGAAGAAACACGAAGUGCUCACGAGGCAACACGAGGUCCAGCUGCAGGAGCACCUGAAGCAACAACAGGAGCUGUUGGCGGCUAAGCGGCAGCAGGAGCUGGAGCAGAAGAGGAAGCUGGAGCAGCAGAGGCACGAGGAGCAGGAGAAGCACCGGCUUGAGCAGCAGCUGCUGCUGCUGAGGAACAAGGAGAAGGGCAAAGAGAGUGCCAUCGCCAGUACAGAGGUGAAGCUGAAGCUGCAGGAGUUCCUUCUCAAUAAGAAGGAGCCCGGCAUCGGCGGACUGAACCAUUCCUUCUCUCCAAAGUGCUGGGGAGCCCAGCACAUCUCUCUGGAGCAGGGCUCUCCUCCGCAGAGCAACACUCCAGGAACUCCUCCCUCAUACAAACUACCCCCGCUGCUGGGGAUCUACGAGGGAAAAGACGACUUCCCACUCCGCAAGACAGUCUCGGAGCCCAACCUGAAGGUGCGUUCACGGUUGAAGCAAAAGGUGGCAGAGAGGCGGAGCUCUCCACUCCUCCGCAGGAAGGACGGAACCGUUAUCAGCACGUUUAAGAAGAGAGCCAUCGAGAUAUCAGUCUCCUCUUUCUGUAAUAGCGCUCCAGGUUCUGGUCCCAGCAGUCCCAACAGUUCCAACUCGGCUAUCGCCAAUGGCAACACGGGGUCGGUGCCCAACAUACAGACUGAGCUGAGAUCUCUCCAUCAGACGCUGGGGGCUGAUGGGACAUUGAGUCCUCUGAAUCUCUACACCUCGCCCUCCUUGCCGAAUAUUUCCUUGGGCCUCCCCGCCAACACUCACAUCACGACCUCCCAGGCACUUUCCAACCAGCAGGAGGCUGAGCGUCAAGCCAUCCAAUCGCUGCGAGGGGGCGGAGCUCUAACAGGGAAGUUUCUCUCCACAUCCUCCCUACCGGCAGGGGUGGGGCAUGAGGUAGAGACACCGCCCCCCAGCUCUCAUUCCGCCCAUUCCUCGUUAUUGCAACAUGUACUACUGCUGGAGCAGGCCAGACAACAGACUGCUAUGCUAGCUGUCCCCAUGUACAGCCAGUCGCCGCUGGUUACGGCAGAGAGAGGCGUGUCCAGCGGCAUGCGGGCGGUCAACAAGUUGCCUCGCCACCGGCCGUUGGCUCGGACCCAGAGUGCACCUCUGCCCCAGUCCCCCCAGGCCCUGCAGCAGCUCGUGGUCCAGCAGCAACACCAGCACUUCCUGGAGAAACAUUACAAGAUGCUAUCGAAAGGGGCGGAACUUCCCAGGCCGCCGCCCACCCACCCAGAGGAGACUGAGGAGGAGCUAACAGAGACCAAUGACAUGCAGGAGGACGACGAAGGAGCAAGCCUACACAGGCUCCAAAAUGAGGGCUCAGACGACAGCACGCCCUCCUCCGAGCGGCUUGGCGUGCACGUGAAGUGUGAGGAGGAGUAUGGGAGCGUGCAUGUGAAAGGGGAGAGCACAGAGAGUGAGCUGGAUGAAGAGGAGGAGGAAGACGACAUCCUCCAGCUGAGGGAGGGCGAUGAGGAGGAGAGGGGCAGCUACACGCAGGCCUUGCAGCAGCUGGGCGUGUUCCAGUCCCCGUUGCCCCACAGACCUCUGGGAAGGGCGCAGUCCUCCCCCGCGGCCACUGUCAACCCCAUCAAACACCUCUUCACCACCGGGCUUGUGUAUGACAGUCUGAUGCUGAAGCAUCAGUGUGUGUGUGGCAACGCUCACAUCCACCCAGAGCAUGCUGGGAGAGUGCAAAGCAUCUGGUCCCGACUGCAGGAGACGGGCCUACUAGGCCGCUGUGAAAGGAUUCGGGGGCGUAAAGCAUCUCUGGAUGAGAUCCAGUCCGUCCAUUCAGAGUUCCACACUCUGCUAUAUGGAACCAGUCCGCUGAAUCGACACAAACUGGACCACAAGAAGCUGCUGGGUCCAAUCAGCCAGAAGAUGUAUGCUGUUCUUCCCUGUGGAGGAAUUGGGGUGGACAGUGACACCGUGUGGAACGAGAUGCACUCGUCGGCGGCAGUCCGCAUGGCAGUCGGCUCCGUCAUCGAGCUGGCCUUCAGGGUGGCGGCAGGCGAGCUGAAGAACGGCUUCGCGGUGGUGCGUCCGCCGGGCCACCACGCCGAGGAAUCCACCGCCAUGGGGUUUUGUUUCUUUAAUUCAGUAGCCAUCACUGCCAAGCUGCUGCAACAGAAGCUGGGCGUGGGCAAGAUCCUCAUUGUGGACUGGGACAUUCACCAUGGCAACGGCACCCAGCAGGCCUUCUAUAGUGACCCCAACGUCCUCUACAUCUCCCUCCAUCGCUACGACGACGGAAACUUCUUUCCUGGCAGCGGAGCUCCUGAGGAGGUGGGAUCAGGUGCUGGUGGUGGUUUCAAUGUGAACAUAGCGUGGACCGGAGGAGUUGAGCCGCCUAUGGGGGACGUGGAGUACCUCACAGCCUUUAGGAGCGUAGUGAUGCCCAUCGCUCAGCAGUUCAGUCCAGACGUGGUCCUGGUGUCCGCGGGCUUCGACGCCGUGGAGGGUCAUCAGUCUCCUCUGGGAGGAUACAACGUCUCCGCCAAGUGUUUUGGUCAGCUAACGCAGCUGCUGAUGGGUCUGGCGGGCGGGCGCGUCGUCAUGGCGCUGGAGGGAGGUCAUGACCUCACAGCCAUCUGUGACGCGUCGGAGGCCUGUGUCGCUGCGCUUCUGGGAGACCCGUGUGACUCUGUGUUUCAGUGGCCUCAAGAGAAGCCCUGUCCAAAAGCUUGGGCCUCACUGGAGAGAGUGAUAGAGAUCCAGAAUACACACUGGUCGUGUCUCCAGAGUUUGUCUCAGACAAGUGGCCACUCGCUAUUGGACGACCCCCAGGGGGCUCAGGGCCAGUCGGAGAAGGACGAGGCCGAGACGGUCAGUGCCAUGGCCUCGCUCAGCGUGGACGUUGAUCAGCCCGGCUCAGAUCCAGACAACGCAGAAACCAGCAGGUCCACGGAAGAGCCAAUGGAAGAAGAGCCUGUGUUGUAAGAAGAGCUUCAAGGAGAAUCACACACAAAACAACUACAAAUUCACCUCCUUCUGGCACCUCCUCUUCCUCCUCUUCUUCUUCCACAGAGUGUGCGGAGGCGCACACACACAAACACACUGAGCAGAAUCGUGCCGUUGUGGAGGACUCCCAAUCUUUCCCGAGGAGAACGCCACGGACAGAUGCAGACGCAGACGCAGACGGGGGACUGUAGGAAAACACGGACGCGUCUCGUUUCUUCAUCAGGCCCAGAGGCGGAGCAAACGACUUGUUGGCAUCUCCGUGGAAACCAGAGGAGAAGAGGGUCAGCAAGGAGACACACGUCUUGUAACCUGCAUACUUUACUACCUGUACACAGCACCACUGAAUUGUGUUCCCUUCCAUCCACUUAAUCGCUCUCCUGUCCUUCCACGACUGUGGAAUUUGAGUCAAAAUGUCAGCUGCCAAGUGGACGCCUUGUCCUCUUGUUUGUCUGUUGGAGAAUACGGCUCUGGGCGGAGGAGGAGCAAACUGUUUUUAAGAUGAACAGAGGAGGAACUCGGUGCCUUUUUAUUAAAAGAUACAAAUAAAUAAAAGAAGAUCCAAUCAGAAACCACAAAACACGACCGCCGCAGCACCUCAGCUAACCAACCAGCCAAUCAGGACUGAAGAAACACCGACGCACACGCUCACACUGCUGUCGUUUCAGUCAGCUCCUUUCUUGUUUCUUCAUCUGGAUGCCUUAAUUUGUUCUUAUCUCACUAUUCAGCAACCUUGAGAGAGAGAAUCAAGAGAGUUCAAAGUAUGUAUGUAUGUAUGUGUGUGUGUGUAUAUAUAUAUAUAU